This is a messenger RNA of Acanthoscelides obtectus, 2670 nucleotides long. Lineage: Eukaryota; Metazoa; Arthropoda; Insecta; Coleoptera; Chrysomelidae. The record is from the annotation of a GenBank genome assembly.
UAUUUGACAAUGCUUAAAUAGUUUCAGAUCUUCGGUGUCGUGUUAGUCUAGUUAACGUGCUCAGAGUGUGUGUGUGUGUAUUGGCUUUUGUUUCGGUCUCCAGUUCCACAAUACAAAAAUGAAUAUCCCAACAUACAGAGCUAGAAAAAUUCUAAACAGCUUAGAUAAUACAAGGAAAAAAGAGGAUAAAGAAGAUGAAUAUGAAUAUGAAAGUAGUCCCGCUCCAUCGAUUUCUGGUGAUAUGUCGUUCCUCGAUUUCGAUUCCGAUGACUCGAUGAAGGAUCCCACAUUUAAACCAGAAGUUAAAGAUAAGCAAACGACAUUUUUCGAUCUUCAAAAAACUGAGGAUGUAUUGACAAUAGAGAAAAAUAAUGAAAAAGAGUUAGAAAAAAAGGAAGUUAAAAAGAAAGAAGAACAAAAUAACGCUGCAGUGGAAGAAAUUAUGAGAUCGGAUAUCGUUUCCACUGAUGAACAGCUAAAUGAAAAGUCCCCUAAAAUUGUUAUCCUGAGUAACAUUGAUGUGUCCAAUUUCAAUCAAAUAUCGGAGACUCAAACUAAAACAACAACGAAAAAAAAGAGAACAAAGUGUAAGUUUUGUCAGACAGAUGUAACAAAUUUUGAGAGGCAUCUUGAGCGGAACCACGAUGAUACUAAAGAGGUACAAGAUAUGAUGUCUUUUCCAAAAAGCCAUCCUGAAAGGAAAAAAAUUCUAAGUUUGUUGAGAAAUGCAGCAAAUUUUACAGAGUAUCUUAAAGGCAAUGUACAGCCUAAGUAUCAUUAUAAGACAGAAUCUAAAGAAUAUUACCCAUGUUCACGCUGCAAAGCAAUGCUGUCUAAAUCGUAUUUGUCACGUCAUAAAAAAAACUGCAUACUGAAACACACGAAUAAUAAUGAAAUUCGUAAGAUGAAUUCACUAGCAGCAUCACAAACAUUAAUAGCUAGUUCUUUUGAUGAUAAUAGUAACUUGCACAAACUGAGAGUAAAAGAGGAAGUCUUUGACCGAAUGAAACCUGAUUAUAUCUCCUUGGUUGCGAAAUCCGACUACCUAAUUUAUAACUUUGGAGAAAACUAUCUCAAAAAACACAGAAGAGAACAACUCGUUACAGUUUGUUCCAAUAAAAUGAGAGAAUUGGCACGGUUUCUGAUACAAUUCAGAAAAAUGACAAAUAACUCAAAAUUCAGGCUACAAGACGUUUUUAAACCAAAAUUGUUUGAUAUGACAGUCGAAUGCGCAAAACAUGUAGGGGGAUAUGAAAAAUAUUCUAAGACAUAUCGUGCACCUAGCCUACCUGCACAUCUGGGAACUUCAUUAAAACAAGUUUGUGAACUUUUCACAAGACUGGUCCUGAAAGAGGAUGAAGCUUUAAGAAUCUCUGAUAAAGAAGAGGCAUUAAGAGAUAUAAACAGAUUUCGAGAACUCAUAAAUACACAGUGGACCACGGAAAUCAGUAGCUUAGCAUUUAAAGACCUUAAUGAAAAACAAUGGGAGAAACCAGCAAUGUUACCUUUAACUCGGGACAUAACGAAAUUCAAAGACUACGUUACCAAUGUGGCAAAUAAAGCAAUGACCUGUCUAACACUCAAUCCAACUGAUAGGAAAGAAAUGAAAAAGUUGAUUCAGGCUUCUCUUAUUUUAACGAUAUUAUUUAACAGAAAAAGAAUAGGCGACGUUCAAUACACAAAAUUAAGUACAUACAUCAACUACUGGAAACCGGUUAACCAAGAGGAGUGUGAAAAAGCAUUGUCUCAGUCAGAAAAAAUACUAACAAAAUAUUAUAAACGCAUUGUGACAGGUGGAAAAGGUAGUAGACCCAUAGCUAUUCUAUUCCCUCAAACAUUACAAACCUAUAUAGAUUUCUUUGUUAAAAUCCGCCAAGAACAUCACUUAGUACCCGAAAAUAAUCCAUAUUUAUUUGGGUGUCCUGGAACUUCGAAGUGGACAAGAGGGGAUGUUAUUAUACGGAAAUUUGCCCAAGAAGCUGAUCUAGAAUUUCCCAAACAAAUAUCUUCUAACAGAUUACGGAAGCAAAUUGCAACGGUAAUGCAAAUUCUUAACCUUAGUAAGGAAGAGAGUGAACAAUUCGCCCACUUCAUGGGACAUACUGAAAAAACCCACAAUGAAUUUUAUAAGCUGCCACAAGAUGUGUACCAAACCGCAAAAAUUUCCAAACUCCUAAUGUUAAUGGAAAAGGGCGUUGACAAGUAUAAAGGAAAGUCGCUAAAUGAAAUUAAUAUUAAUCCAAUGAGUGAAUUUGCUGAAGAAGAAUCAGAUAAUGAAGAUAACGAUUUCCUAGAUGCAAAUGAAUCUGACUGUACGGCAUUUCAAGCAAUCCCGGAAGAAGAAAGUCGACCAGUAUCGAAGAAGAAAAUAUCAGGGAGGACAUUCUGGACUUCUGAACAGGCUCUUCUAGUGAAAAAACAUUUCAAGUCCCACAUUAGCACAAAAAAGGCCCCCAAAAAGAAUGAAUGCAUGCAGUUAAUAGGAAAGUAUCCCGAGAUAUUCCAUGACAAAGACUGGGUUCGCGUGAAAACUUUUGUCUAUAAUAUCUAUAGAAAUAAGUGAAGCUUUGUUCAGUCAGUAGUAUAUAUUUUUUUGAGCUUUGGUGAAAUUUGAAAAAUUCACAAAUGUGAAAUAAAUUUGGAAUUUGUAUUAGACAGUUGAAAAUUCGG